GGCGCCGUCGACCCGUUCUUCGCGCGCCACAUCGCCGCCUGGGCCGCCACGUCCUACCUCGGCGGCACCCGCCGCGACCCGCGCAGCGGCAUGACCCCCAUCAUCAGCAGCCACGUGCGCAAGCUCGGCGACCUGUUCACGCUCCCGCCCAGCCUGCUCCGCGUCGCAGACUGGAAGGCCCGCGCCUCGGGGGACCCCCAACUUCACGUGGACGAGGCCCUCAACGAUCAGCGCGUGCUGCAGGACCUGCUCGACGACGAGUUCAAGCGCCAGCACGACGCCGCGGAGGUGGACGCCGCCGCGGUGGACAACCUGGACGGCGCCCUGGACCUUACUCUGGGCCACAACGCGGACCGCACGGCGCCCCCAGAUGCAUUACCGGACCUCCCGCCGAUUAGCUCCGGGUACGUGUACACGGUCGCGGCGUCCGCUGCGGCGCCGGCGGAGGAGGUUCUGGAGGACUGGUGGUUCGAGCGCUGCGAGGCGGGGGACCGGCCGCCAGAGCGCGCGGCGCCGCUCGGGGAAAGCGAGCUGGAUGUGUCGACGAUCGUGGGGGAGGAGCUGCUGUCGCCGGAGCUGCUGCGGAGCAGCGAGAGCAAUACGUCUGUGUCUCUGUUUCGGGAAGAGGCGGAGCCAGUGGCGGCGCGAAUGGAGGGUGCUGUGGAUGCGGAUGCGGAGGCGGAGGCGGAAGAGAAGCUCAGGACCAGAAGGCUCAAGGCGCGCGAGAGGAGGGAGAAGAAUCGGCUGUGCGCGCAGAGAUCUAAUCGCAGGGCAAAGGCCGUUCGCGAUGGGCUCAAGGCGGAUUUGAGAUCGUGUAGGGAGAAGCUCGAGGUGCUGCGGGCUAAGGAAAUGGCGUUGAGGCAAAUGAAUCUCGAGUUAAGACGGUCUUUUGCGGAGCCACUGGCAAACAGGAAGGACGUCUCUUCAAGCUAUGUCCAGGUGCGAAAUGAACUAAUCAAAAGGUCUGCAGUGUUCAAGGCUUGGACCUCCACCUUUCACUGUCAAUUAUAUUGCGAAGCUGGAGAACAAGGCAGGUGUGUGUAG
Messenger RNA from Chondrus crispus (carragheen), 1044 nucleotides. RefSeq lists its product as hypothetical. The record is from RefSeq and is a predicted model, not a curated record. The annotation marks the transcript as partial. The transcript is spliced from 2 exons. NCBI's taxonomy places the organism in Eukaryota, Rhodophyta, Florideophyceae, Gigartinales, Gigartinaceae.